ACGGAGCUGUGCCAAACAAAGCUGACAGAAGACCAAUCAACAAUUAUGGAUUUUAAUUUAUGGAGAUAAAAGGGAAGAAAACACAAUCAAAUAUGUUACGUCAUAGCUUUCUAACUUUACCGUAGUCUGGAGGACGGUAGGCUACCGCCCACACACAUCACAAGAUUAAUGAGGACUAUUGUUGAAUGCUCCUUCGCUGCAGGCUACAUUGAGACAGCGCCGCCCACCACGCGCUUUGGAGGGGUCUUAACAAAGAGCUAGUCCGAAUUACUGUUCGGUAGAGAGCGUAUGGCGAAGAGUGUUUUUCCAAGAGUUUGUGUCGAAAAAAGUGUCUGUCUGACGGAGUUUCUGUGAUUGUGUGAAGAUGUCUAAGGCCCAAAUGCUGAGAGAGUCGGUGAAGCAGCGACUAACCGCGGCUGCUGAAGAGAUAUUUGGGCUGUUUGAAAGAACGAUAGCAGAGUACGAGGAGGAACGGUGUCGGUCAAAAGAGGAGAACGAGCGACAACGGAAACUUCUGGACUCUGUUUUCACCCCUCAGCUUCGGUUACAAAGGACAGAUGUCCAUCAGCUGUCGGCGAGUGAGGAAAUUAAAGAGAAACAGGGGACAAGGGGGCUUCAAGGGCUGGAGGAGGCUGACAUCACCAAGUUCCCAUUACAUUUACAACAAGAUACCGAAGAGCAGGCUGGAGACUCUUCUGAACCUGAGAUGGAUCACAGCGGUGAGUGUAAGGAGACCGGAGAAGCUCAGUCAGGUCUAAACUCCUUGAAAAAGGAUGACGUUCCUGUCAGUGAUUCAAGAUGUAGUACUGGUGAGAAACAAUUCAGCUGCUCCAAGUGUAGAAAAAGAUUUGGCUUCAAGUCAAAUCUGAAGAGACACAUGAGAACCCACAGAGUAAGGAAACCUUUGAAGGACUGUAAAGGACAAGAACCAGCCAGGAAGUUGGAUCCAGAUAGACAUCCAGAACCACAUACUGACCAGGCUGGAGACUCUUCUGAACCUGAGACUGAUGACAGUGAGGAUCAGGAGGAGACCAGAGAAGCUCAGUCGGCUUUAAAGUCUCUGAAAAAGGACGACGUUCCUGUCAGUGAUACCAGAUGUAGUACUGGUGAGGAACAAUUUAGCUGCUCUAAAUGUACCAAAAGAUAUGGCAGCAAGAGAUCUCUGAAGAGACACAUGAGAACCCACACAGGAGAGAGACCUUUCAGCUGCAGUGUUAGUGACCAAAGAUCCACUAGGCUCCAGCAGCUCAGAAACCAUCAGCUUGUCGGUUGUCAGCCCUCACAGCUUCAUCAGAGACCAACUGAACAGAUGGAAACAGAAGCUGAUGGAGAGGACUGUGGAGGACCAGAACCAGCCAGGAAAUCAGAUCCAGAUAGACAUCCAGAACCAGAAACUGAUGACAAGACUGGAGACUCUUCUGAACCUGAGACUGAUGACAGUGAGGAUCAGGAGGAGACCAGAGAAGCUCAUUCAGCUUUAAAGUCUUUGGAAAACGACGACGUUCCUGUCAGUGAUACCAGAUGUAGUACUGGUGAUGAACAAUUUAGCUGCUCUAAGUGUGCCAAAAGAUAUGGCAGCAAGAGCUCUCUGAAGAGACACAUGAGAACACACUCAGGAUUGAAAUAUGUCCGUUGCUCAGUUUGUAAGAAAGGUUUUCUGCGGGAAAGCCAUUUGCAGAGACACAUGAUAACCCACACAGGAGAGAAAGCUUUCAGCUGCUCAGUUUGUAAGAAAGCUUUUGGAUAUAAAGCUACUUUACAGAAACACAUGACAACCCACACAGGAGAGAAAAGAUUCAGCUGCUCAGUUUGUAAGAAAUGUUUUGCAUGGAGUUGUAGUUUAAAGAGGCACCUGAGAACUCACAAAGGAAAGAAAAGACUCGGGUGAAAUGUUUAAGACCAAAGAUCCACUUGGCUCCAUCAGCAACAAACGGAACAGAUGGAAGCAGAAGCUGAUGGAGAAAUCUGAUCCACAUAGACAUCCAGAACCAGAAACUGAUGACAAGACUGGAGACUCUUCUGAACCUGAGACUGAUAGACCGUGAGGAUUGAAAGGACACUUUGAAUAACACGUAUUACUGGCUGAGCGUGGAAAAGACUUCAACAAAAGAUUCACCAGGCAGUCACAUGUCAGAUAUCAGAACUAUGUUUUUGACAGCAGUACAACUACUGGUUCAGAUGAAAGUUUCUGCGGUGAUCAAACUCUGGAUUAAGAGAACACAUUACAGAAAGCAGUCCUCUCUCCUCAAGACCCAAGCCAGAGUUCCUUUUUUUUUUUUUUUAAAGAUUUUUUUUCCCGGGGCAUUUUAGGCCUUUAAUUCCACAGGACAGAUGAAAACAUGAAAGUGGAGAGAGAGAGGGGGAACGACAUGCAGCAAAGGGCUGCAGGUCAGAGCCGAACCUGCGGCCUCCGCGUCAAGGAGUACACCCCCAUAUACAGAGUGUGCGCCUGCUCCCCCAACUGAGCUAACCCGGCCACCCAAGCCAGGUUCCUGUGUCUCGCUUGCUACCUGCUGGUUAAAAAAAAAAAAAAAAAGGGAAGGGGGUUAGCCCCAGAGAUAGCAACAACUUCAGCUCAGGCUCACUAACUUAAGGUGGGGUGGCUUUAAGGUGGACCAGCUAUUAGUGACAAGCCUUUCCUCCAAGUUUUUCAUCCGUGAUCUCUCCCUCACCAACAAGCCUACAAGUUAUAAAAGUGUCCCAAAACUAUAUGGUCCCCAUACGGACCAAAGUAUGGUGGUGGACUGGUAGCUGGAGAGGUGCCAGUUCACCUCCUGGGCACUGCCAAGGUGCUCUUGAGCAAGGUACUGACUCCUCAGGGCGCCUUUCCUGACUAUUGACUAUUAUUGUAUUUCUUCUUGUGCAUCACUUUGUAUCAUUGUUUAGAAAAUGAAAUGUCUUACUGGAUGUAGCAGGUGUAAACAGUAAAAGUCUGCGUGGAAAUGUCUGUCCUUUUGACAGGUUACAGCAACCUGGCCUUUUGCACCCCAAAACAUGAAUGAGUCCUGAAGAAAAAGUAAUUUGCUGAGUCAUUCAGCAGAAGCAACAAUAGAUAUUAAAGACAUGAUAAGCCUAGGGCUUUUACCUAUCCCUUAUUGAACGGGUCGAGCGUUAUAUUGACAUUUGUUUUUUUGUUUAUACAUUUUAUAUCCAGUAUUUCUUCUAAUCAUUCGGGGGAAAAAAAUUAUUCAUUGAUGUCUGUGAGGCAAUCAAGUUGUUCAGAUUUCUUUUCAGGAAGAUUUUAUUAUUUAUAAUUUGGGGCUGUUUUUACAGGAACAUCUAAAAACGUGUCAUUCUUAACCACCAUGACGCUUUCAGUGUCUCUAAUACAGGUUUUCAAUACAUGUCAAGUUCAGUUGUAGAAUUUAAAUAACCUUCCUUAAUGACAUCUCUUUUUUUUAUAAUCUUAGGGACUCAUUUUUUAUGUUAACUCUACAAGAUGCUGUGCUGUACAAAUUUAAGGGGAACUUGUACUUUGAGUCUUUUCUUUUCAUGCCACUUUCUACUUCUACUCCACUACAUUUCAGAGAGAAAUAUUGUACUUUGUACUCCACUGUGUUAACUUGACAGCUUUAGUUCCUAGUUACUUUACACAUUAAGAUUUUUGCACACAAAACACAUUUUACACAGUUCAUGAAAUACCAUGUUUUAUUGUUGUUUUGCUGGUUAGACCAUUAAACACAGAACGGUUUUGAUCGUGUUCAGUUUUUUACAUGUGAGGUUUUUUUCCUGCAUGGAGUACUUUUACUUUUAAUACUUUAAGUACAUUUCCUGAUGCU
Messenger RNA from Perca flavescens (yellow perch), 3779 nucleotides. RefSeq names its product zinc finger protein 84-like. Gene Ontology annotation, cellular component: nucleus. Gene Ontology annotation, molecular function: DNA-binding transcription factor activity, RNA polymerase II-specific. NCBI's taxonomy places the organism in Eukaryota, Metazoa, Chordata, Actinopteri, Perciformes, Percidae. Bases 365 to 1888 code for a protein of 507 amino acids. Gene Ontology annotation, biological process: regulation of transcription by RNA polymerase II. The transcript is spliced from 2 exons. The record is from RefSeq and is a predicted model, not a curated record.